AUAAAUUUUUCCAGUGAUCCGCAAUUUAGUUUCAGACUCCUAAUACAUUUCCUCCUCCACCAUCUGGGGUGGAAUAUAUAUAAUCAUAUACAAAAAAGUAUACAAGUUAUAUAUAUUCUUCAGGUUUAAAAUCGUUUUAAGCCUGCCCAUCAUGGUGAGGAGGAACGCAUCGGGAGAAGAAUGCGGUGACGAUCACCGCUCUGAUCAGACGGCUUCGAUGCAGGAAGAGGCUUUUAAGAACACAGAAGUACCACAUUGGAGAAAUCAACUGACGUUUCGGGCUAUUGCUGUUAGCUUUGGUCUGAGCUUGGUUUUUAAUGUCAUUGUCUGUAAGCUGAAUCUGACAACUGGUGUUAUUCCUUCGUUGAAUGUGGCUGCGGGGUUGUUGGGGUACGCCUUGAUCAAGUCCUGGACUGCAAUAUCGGAGAAGUGUGGAUUCUUGAAGCAGCCUUUUACGCGACAGGAGAAUACUGUUGUUCAGACCUGUGUUGUUGCGUCGUCUGGGAUUGCGUUUAGCAGUGGUACUGCAAGUUAUUUAUUGGGAAUGAGUAAGACUAUAGCUGCCCAGGCUGAUGCAGGGAACACCCCAAACAACGUCAAGGCGCUCUCCCUUGGCUGGAUUAUGGGCUACCUCUUCCUCGUUAGCUUUGUUGGUCUGUUCACGAUUGUGCCUCUACGAAAGAUGAUGAUCUUGAAGUAUAAACUAACGUAUCCCAGUGGAACUGCGACUGCCUACCUGAUCAACAGUUUCCACACUCCUAAAGGAGCAAAGCAAGCAAAGAAACAAGUUCAUUCGCUCUUCAAGUGGUCUGGGGCUAGCUUUGCUUGGGCAUGCUUUCAGUGGUUCUGGACAGCUGCAGAUAAUUGUGGAUUUACUAGCUUUCCUACCUUUGGUCUCAAAGCUUAUGCUAAGAAGUUUUAUUUUGAUUUUUCAGCCACAUAUAUUGGUGUUGGUAUGAUAUGUCCUUAUAUGGUCAAUAUAUCAUUGUUGAUUGGAGGUAUACUCUCAUGGGGUAUAAUGUGGCCGGCUAUUGAAGCUAAGAAAGGCGACUGGUAUAAAGCUGAUUUACCAGCAAGCAGCCUCCAUGGCAUUCAAGGAUACAGGGUGUUCAUAGCUAUAUCAAUGAUGCUUGGUGAUGGACUUUUUCAUGUUGUCUACAUGCUUACUUCAACCAUCAUUAGUUUUGCAAAGAAGCAAGCAUCUUCCGAGGCCUCGGAAGCAGAUGACAACUUAGACCAACAGAGAAGAAAAGAGUAUUUCUUGAAAGAUCAAAUUCCAAAUGCAGUUGCUGUAGGUGGUUAUUUGGGUUUGGCACUCUUAUCUAUCAUUGUGGUGCCACAUAUAUUUCCUCAGUUAAAAUGGUACCACAUAGCCGUCGCUUACUUGAUAGCCCCCGUCUUGGCCUUCUGCAAUGCCUAUGGUUGUGGUCUCAGUGACUGGUCUCUAGCCUCCAACUACGGAAAACUUGCUAUCCUAAUAUUCAGUUCUUGGGUUGGGCUUAAUGACGGUGGUGUCCUUGCUGGUCUAGCUUCAUGCGGAUUAAUGAUGAGCAUUGUUUCAACAGCCUCUGACCUUAUGCAGGACUUCAAGACAGGCUACCUCACUUUAUCAUCACCUCGUGCUAUGUUCUUCAGCCAAAUUCUUGGAACUGCCAUGGGAUGCUUUAUAACCCCUCUGGUAUUCUGGAUCUUCUACAAAGCCUUCAGUGUAGGUGAUCCCGAGGGCUCAUAUCCAGCGCCAUACGGCUUGAUGUACCGUGGUAUUGCCCUUCUUGGAGUAGAAGGCUUCUCAUCUCUCCCAAAGAACUGUCUUAACCUUGCUAUUGGCUUCUUCAUAGCUGCCAUAGUAAUAAACAUCAUCGUCGAGUUGUUGAGGAAGUUUGAAACCAAGUACAGGCUCUAUAGGUUCAUUCCUAGUCCAAUGUGCAUGGCAAUCCCAUUCUAUCUGGGAGCAUACUUUGCCAUAGACAUGUGCGUCGGAAGCUUGAUCCUCUUCAUCUGGGAAUUGAAAGACAAGAAAGAGGCCAGGGCUUAUGCACCAGCUGUGGCAUCUGGUAUGAUCUGUGGUGAUUCACUCUGGGGUAUUCCUGCAGCUAUUUUGGCUUUGGCUGGUUUAAAGCCUCCUGUGUGCAUGAGGUUCUUAUCAGCUGCUGCCAAUGCAAGAGUGGACAAACUAUUGGGAAGCUAAAGAUAGAGUCUGAAUAAUUCAACAGUUGCUUCUGCAUUCUUUAAGAUGUAUAUAUAUUAAUGCACUGUGUUUAAAGCUAAAGCUAAAGAUCCUUCUCUUUUCUCUAAAGUUCUAGUACUAGCAGAUGGUUCAAGUUCAAAAAUUGGAAACAGUUUAUUCUAGCCAUUUUAAUUAAUCAAAUACAUAUAUAAAUGGACUUUUAAUUAUCA
Daucus carota subsp. sativus is the source of this 2397-nucleotide messenger RNA. Its product is annotated as probable metal-nicotianamine transporter YSL7. The coding region runs from base 152 to 2188 and encodes 678 amino acids. Gene Ontology annotation, cellular component: membrane. NCBI's taxonomy places the organism in Eukaryota, Viridiplantae, Streptophyta, Magnoliopsida, Apiales, Apiaceae. Gene Ontology annotation, molecular function: oligopeptide transmembrane transporter activity. The transcript has 6 exons. The record is from RefSeq and is a predicted model, not a curated record.